AUGUCGGAACACGAGACCAAGGAGCCUGUGGACGCUGGUGCUGAGGCCGAGCAUGACCCGCAAUUCGACCCUGUGAUCAAGCUUGAGCACAAGGUUGAAGUCAAGACCAAUGAAGAGGACGAAGAUGUCCAGUUCAAGAUCCGAGCCAAGCUGUUCCGCUUUGACAAGGAGUCAAAGGAGUGGAAGGAGCGUGGCACGGGUGAUGUUCGUAUCUUGAAGCAUAAGGAGACGAAGAAGGUCCGACUCGUCAUGCGCCGUGACAAGACCUUGAAGGUCUGCGCUAACCACUACUUGUCGCCGGAUAUUAAGCUUCAGCCCAAUGUCGGCUCAGACCGCUCCUGGGUGUACAAUGUGACAGCUGACGUUUCGGACGGUGAACCUGCCGCUGAGACCCUGGCGAUUCGCUUUGCCAACUCGGAGAACGCGGAGCUGUUCAAGAAGGAGUUCCAAAACGCGCAAGAAGCGAACAAGAACGCUUCGGGUGAUGCCAACUCGACGAGCUCUGAGGCCAAGCCUGAGUCCAAGGUCGAUCAGGCCACGGAAGAGAAGAAGGAAGAGAAGAAGGAGUAA
Molecule: messenger RNA, 570 nt
Organism: Malassezia restricta
Lineage: Eukaryota; Fungi; Basidiomycota; Malasseziomycetes; Malasseziales; Malasseziaceae
Product: Ran-binding protein 1
Exons: 3
Coding region: 1-570 (189 amino acids)
Biological process (GO): nucleocytoplasmic transport
Cellular component (GO): nuclear pore; cytoplasm
Molecular function (GO): GTPase activator activity
Source: RefSeq, a predicted model, not a curated record